AGCACAGAAGGAGGAAGGACAGCACAGCUGACAGCCGUACUCAGGAAGCUUCUGGAUCCUAGGCUUAUCUCCACAGAGGAGAACACGCAGGCAGCAGAGACCAUGGGGCCCCUCUCAGCCCCUCCCUGCACACAGCUCAUCACCUGGAAGGGGCUCCUGCUCACAGCAUCACUUUUAAACUUCUGGAACCUGCCCACAACUGCCCAAGUCACGAUUGAAGCCCUGCCACCCAAAGUUUCUGAGGGGAAGGAUGUUCUUCUACUUGUCCACAAUUUGCCCCAGAAUCUUGCUGGCUACAUUUGGUACAAAGGGCAAAUGACAUACCUCUACCAUUACAUUACAUCAUAUGUAGUAGACAGUCAAAGAAUUAUAUAUGGGCCUGCAUACAGUGGAAGAGAAACAGUAUAUUCCAACGCAUCCCUGCUGAUCCAGAAUGUCACCUGGGAGGACGCAGGAUCCUACACCUUACACAUCAUAAAACGAGGUGAUGGGACUGGAGGAGUAACUGGACAUUUCACCUUCACCUUAUACCUGGAGACUCCCAAGCCCUCCAUCUCUAGCAGCAACUUAAAUCCCAGGGAGGCCAUGGAGGCUGUGAUGUUAACCUGUGAUCCUGCGACUCCAGCCGCAAGCUACCUGUGGUGGAUGAAUGGUCAAAGCCUCCCUAAGACUCACAGGUUGCAGCUGUCCAAAACCAACAGGACCCUCUUUAUAUUUGGUGUCACAAAGUAUAUUGCAGGACCCUAUGAAUGUGAAAUACGGAACCCAGUGAGUGCCAGCCACAGUGACCCUGUCACCCUGAAUCUCCUCCCAAAGCUGCCCAAGCCCUACAUCACAAUCAACAACUUAAACCCCAGGGAGAAUAAGGAUGUCUUAACCUUCACCUGUGAACCGAAGAGUGAGAACUACACCUACAUUUGGUGGCUAAAUGGUCAGAGCCUCCUGGUCAGUCCCAGGGUAAAGCGACCCAUUGAAAACAGGAUCCUCCUUUUACCAAGUGUCACGAGAAAUGAAACAGGACCUUAUCAAUGUGAAAUACGGGACCGAUAUGGUGGCAUCCACAGUGACCCAGUCACCCUGAAUGUCCUCUAUGGUCCAGACCUCCCCAGAAUUUACCCUUCAUUCACCUAUUACCAUUCAGGAGAAAACCUCUACUUGUCCUGCUUCGCCGAGUCUAAUCCACCGGCACAGUAUUCUUGGACAAUUAAUGGGAAGUUUCAGCUAUCGGGACAAAAGCUCUCUAUCCCCCAAAUUACUACAAAGCAUAGUGGGCUCUAUGCUUGCUCUGUUCGUAACACAGCCACUGGCAAGGAAAGCUCCAAAUCCAUGACAGUCAAAGUCUCUGACUGGAUAUUACCCUGAAUUCUACUAGUUCCUCCAAUUCCAUUUUCUCCCAUGGAAUCACGAAGAGCAAGACCCACUCUGUUCCAGAAGCCCUAUAAGGUGGAGGUGGACAACUUGAUGUAAAUUUCAUGGGAAAACCCUUGUACCUGACGUUUGAGCCACUCAGAACUCACCAAAAUGUUCAACACCAUAACGACAGCUACUCAAACUGUAAACCAGGAUAACAAGUUGAUGACUUCACACUGUGGACAGUUUUUCCCAAGAUGUCAGAACAAGACUCCCCAUCAUGAUAAGGCUCCCACCCCUCUUAACUGUUCUUGCUCAUGCCUGCCUCUUUCACUUGGCAGGAUAAUGCAGUCAUUAGAAUUUCACAUGUAGUAGCUUCUGAGGGUAACAACAGAGUGUCAGAUAUGUCAUCUCAACCUCAAACUUUUACAUAACAUCUCAGGGGAAAUGUGGCUCUCUCCAUCUUGCAUACAGGGCUCCCAAUAGAAAUGAACACAGAGAUAUUGCCUGUGUGUUUGCAGAGAAGAUGGUUUCUAUAAAGAGUAGGGAAGCUGAAAUUAUAGUAGAGUCUCCUUUAAAUGCACAUUGUGUGGAUGGCUCUCACCAUUUCCUAAGAGAUACGUUGUAAAACUUGACAGUAAUACUGAUUCUAGCAGAAUAAAACAUGUACCACAUUUGCUAA
Messenger RNA from Pan troglodytes (chimpanzee), 2032 nucleotides. RefSeq names its product pregnancy specific beta-1-glycoprotein 4 (gene PSG4). NCBI's taxonomy places the organism in Eukaryota, Metazoa, Chordata, Mammalia, Primates, Hominidae. The record is from RefSeq and is a predicted model, not a curated record. Bases 103 to 1362 code for a protein of 419 amino acids. The transcript is spliced from 6 exons.